Cyprinodon tularosa is the source of this 1139-nucleotide messenger RNA. It is a transcript of the gene pacrg, whose product is annotated as PARK2 co-regulated. NCBI's taxonomy places the organism in Eukaryota, Metazoa, Chordata, Actinopteri, Cyprinodontiformes, Cyprinodontidae. Gene Ontology annotation, cellular component: cytosol; vesicle; neuron projection. Bases 89 to 724 code for a protein of 211 amino acids. The record is from RefSeq and is a predicted model, not a curated record. Gene Ontology annotation, molecular function: Hsp90 protein binding; Hsp70 protein binding. The transcript is spliced from 2 exons.
CUACUAUUGCUAUGGUAACCAGAUGCCUUUCCCUUUCAAAGUAAAGCGUCCAAAGCACCAUAGCAACCACUGACAGCUGUUAAAGGAAAUGCCAAGAACUAAAGAUGAAGAAAAACUUGAGGGUUUCACCGUUAAAGCCCUCAACAAGAACUCCGUGGGUGAAGGCCCUCCAACCGCAGGGCUGUUUCAACAACGGCCGAUCAAACCCACCACCUUCCGGGAGUAUUAUGACAGCAGGCGGAUCCCUAUCGCUUUGGACUACAACAGAAAAGGACACAAAAUAAAGUGGACGGUGGACAUGGAUAAACUGGACUGCCAGCAGCACCUGCCUCUAUUCUUUGAUGGCCUCCGUGAGACAGAACAUCCUUACAAUGUCCUCGCAGAGCAGGGGAUUUUUGACAUGCUGAACCGCGGGGGGGACAAGAUCCUCCCCGUCGUGCCUAUGCUCAUCAUGCCCAUCAGGAACGCAAUGAACACCAAGAACCAGACAGUGACGUCCACCACCCUGAAAGUCCUGCAGCAUAUGGUGGAGUCGGUUGACGGCAUGGGGUUGGCUUUGGUGCCUCACUUAAAGUACAUCCUGCCCGCUUUUAACCUCUUCAAGUACAAGAAGAGCGUGGGAAACCUGAUCGAGGAGACUCUGCGGAAACUGGAAUACUACGGUGGCCCGGAGGCCUACAAACAAAUUAAACUCAUGGUCCCCACCUACAGCACUGUAUAUUGACAAAUCAAAAAGAAUAUCAGUGUUGUAUUGAUUUAUUUACAUAAUUUUCUUGUGAUUUAUUUCAAGCUGUAAGCUACAUACCUUGUUGUGUGGAGUGAAAAUUCGUUGCAUACACUAUUCUAACCCUUUAAGGUUAUAUUUCAUUUAAUAUGUCAUUCCUGUCCUAUCCAGGGCUUGAUUCAGGCAGAUCUGAGCACUUAUUGCUGCACUAUCAACUCAAAAAGAGAUUUUUUUUAUUUGCCAUUAUAGGAUUUCCAGAUAUUACAGCCAUCAAAUAAACAUACAAACAUAUUUUAAUUCUCAUAUUAUCUUAUUUCUAAAAUUCUGCUUUGAAAAUUUAGUUUAAUUGUUCUAAAUGUACCUUUAUUGUGAAGAAAUCAGUAAAACCUAUCCAGAUAAAAAAAAAAAAAAAAAA